Molecule: messenger RNA, 306 nt
Organism: Peniophora sp. CBMAI 1063
Lineage: Eukaryota; Fungi; Basidiomycota; Agaricomycetes; Russulales; Peniophoraceae
Source: the annotation of a GenBank genome assembly
AUGACGAACCACGGCACGAAGAACACUUCGGACGCUCAGUUCAAGAAGACCCAUCAGGAGGUUGGCCGCCCGGAGACGACGGACCACAGCCUGAACGACGAGUUCUUCAAUCGCCCGCCGCAGAACAUUGACACUGAGAUCGAGCUGCACACGCGCGAGCCGAUCGAGCACUUCACGAAGGUGCCCAAGUCGGACGCAGAUGCUGAGGCGAUGGGCGGGGGUGUUAACGGCGACGAGGGGAAGGGUAGGCCAAAGCACGAUGUCAUCGACGGCCAGCAGAUCCAGGACAGCUCUGUGCACGCAUGA